CUAUCAUGGCUAUGACCUGCAGGUGACGACAAUGAAGACCGACUUCAAGUUCUCGAACUUGCUUGGCACUGUCUACUGCCAGGGCAACCUGCUCUACAGCCCCGAUGGCACCCAUCUCUUCUCGCCUGUCGGCAACAGAGUGACUGUCUUUAACCUUGUAGAAAACAAGUCGUAUACACUUCCGUUCGCGCACCGCAAGAACAUUGCCCGGAUCGGCCUCACACCCCGCGGCAACCUCCUGCUCUCAAUUGACGAAGAUGGCCAUGCGAUUCUGACCAAUGUGCCUCGGCGCAUCUCGAUCUACCACUUCUCGUUUCGUGCGCAGGUCACAGCGCUCGCCUUCUCGCCUUCUGGCCGCCACUUCGCUGUUGGCCUAGGCCGGAAGAUCGAGGUCUGGCAUGUCCCUUCCACCCCCGACGCUUCUACCGAGGGCGAGCUCGAAUUCGCGCCUUUUGUUCGAUAUCACACACACACCGGCCAUUUCGACAAUGUCCAGCACAUCGAGUGGUCUAGCGACUCACGCUUCUUCCUCACCAGUUCCAAGGAUUUGACGGCCCGGAUAUGGAGCUUGGAUCCCGAAGAGGGUUUCACGCCCACAGUCCUCUCGGGACACAAGCAGGCUAUUAUCGGUGCUUGGUUUUCGGCGAACCAGGAAACCAUCUACACUGUUAGCAAGGAUGGUGCUGUAUUCGACUGGCAAUACGUCAAGCCUAUUAACCGGGUUGAGGAGGACGACCAAAUGCGCGACGACGACGACGAUUCCGACAUGCGAUGGCGCAUCGUCCAGCGACAUUACUUCAUGCAAGGAAGCGCCCACGUACGAUGUGCUGCGUUCCACCCCGAGACCAACCUCCUGGUAGCCGGCUUCUCCAACGGUCUUUUUGGACUCUACGAGAUGCCUGACUUCAACAACAUCCACAAGCUGAGCAUCUCCCAGAAUGAUAUCGACUUCGUCACUAUCAACAAGAGCGGAGAGUGGCUUGCGUUUGGAGCAUCUAAGCUAGGCCAGCUUCUGGUGUGGGAAUGGCAGUCGGAGUCGUAUAUCCUCAAGCAACAGGGCCAUUUCGACUCGAUGAACUCCUUGGUCUACUCACCAGAUGGCCAGCGGAUCAUCACCACUGCAGACGAUGGCAAGAUCAAAGUCUGGGACAUCCAGUCAGGAUUCUGCAUUGUGACAUUUACCGAGCACACUAGCGGCGUCACUGCCUGUGAGUUUGCCAAGAAGGGGAAUGUCCUCUUUACAUCUAGUCUUGACGGCUCCAUCCGAGCCUGGGAUCUCAUCCGGUACCGAAACUUCCGAACAUUCACUGCACCCACUAGACUCUCGUUCUCGUGUAUGGCAGUUGACCCUAGUGGUGAGGUGGUUGCAGCUGGAUCCCUCGACUCGUUCGAUGUUCACAUCUGGAGUGUCCAGACCGGCCAAUUGCUCGACCAACUUUCAGGACACGAGGGUCCCGUCUCUUCUUUGGCGUUUGCGCCAAACGGCGACUCUCUCGUCAGCGGCAGUUGGGACCGAACCGCUCGUAUCUGGUCCAUCUUCAGCCGGACGCAGACGAGCGAGCCCCUUCAGCUCCAGGCCGACGUCCUUGACAUGGCGAUCCGACCGGAUUCUCUGCAAUUGGCAAUUUCGACACUUGAUGGACAGUUGACUUUCUGGUCAAUGACGGAUGCUGAGCAAGUGUCUGGACUAGAUGGACGAAGAGACGUCUCUGGAGGACGAAAGAUCACAGACCGAAGGACCGCAGCCAAUGUUGCCGGAACAAAGAGCUUCAACACCAUCCGAUACAGCACCGACGGCAGCUGUCUCCUUGCGGGCGGCAACAGCAAGUACAUCUGCUUGUACUCAGUGACUACUAUGGUGCUGCUCAAGAAGUUCACCGUCAGCGUCAACCUCUCUCUCUCGGGAACCCAGGAGUUCCUCAACAACAAGCUUUUGACAGAGGCUGGUCCCCAGGGAGAGCUCGAUGAUCAGGAGGCAUCUGACAGGGAAGACCGAGUUGACAGCUCCUUGCCUGGUUCGAAGCGUGGAGACCCUUCCGCAAGGAAGAAGAUGCCCGAAGUUCGCGUGACUGGCAUUGGUUUCUCACCAACUGGAACCGCCUUCUGUGCCGCCUCGACAGAGGGUCUUCUCAUCUACAGCCUGGACAACGAUCUCCAAUUCGACCCCUUUGACUUGAACAUGGAAAUCACACCUGCGUCUACCCUCGCCGUCCUGGAAACCGACCGCGACUACCUCAAGGCCAUCGUCAUGGCCUUCCGCCUCAACGAAGCUGGUCUGAUCAAGCGGGUAUUCCAGGCCGUUCCGCCGGCCACGAUCCCCUUGGUCGUUGGCGACCUGCCAACCAUUUACGUCUCGCGCCUCCUGCGGUUUGUCGCAGCCCAGACGGAGGAGUCCCCCCACAUCGAGUUCUGCCUCCUCUGGAUCAAGGCCAUAGUCGACAAGCACGGCGCCUGGCUGUCGGCGAACCGCGCCAAGGCAGAUGUGGAGCUGCGCGUCGUCUCGCGCGCCGUGUCGAAGAUGAGGGAUGAGGUCAGGCGGCUGGCGGACGAGAACGUCUACAUGGUGGACUAUCUGCUGGGGCAAGCCCAGGACAAGAGCGAGAAGAAGGACGUCAAGACAUUGGAUGCGCCGGGCGGCAAGAACGCAGAGGUGAAAAUGAUUGAUUUGGAUGGAAAGGCUGAGUCUGAAAAUGGUUCUGACGAUGACGAGUGGAUUGGAUUAGACUAGACGGGCAGAGAUGAUUCAAAAUACCCAAGCAUUACCCAACAACCACAGUUACAUUCCGUCCUUAAUGAUACACAUCUGGUUUUUGGUUACUAUCACGCAAUCUUACACAUGUGC
This is a messenger RNA of Ilyonectria robusta, 2842 nucleotides long. Its product is annotated as WD40-repeat-containing domain protein. Gene Ontology annotation, cellular component: Pwp2p-containing subcomplex of 90S preribosome; small-subunit processome. The transcript has 3 exons. The record is from RefSeq and is a predicted model, not a curated record. Bases 32 to 2728 code for a protein of 898 amino acids. Lineage: Eukaryota; Fungi; Ascomycota; Sordariomycetes; Hypocreales; Nectriaceae. Gene Ontology annotation, biological process: ribosomal small subunit assembly; maturation of SSU-rRNA from tricistronic rRNA transcript (SSU-rRNA, 5.8S rRNA, LSU-rRNA). Gene Ontology annotation, molecular function: protein binding.